GAAUUACCCAUAAGCGCCGGCACAAACUAACAACUCAAAAUUAAACAGCCUUCACCGGCGCAUCUUCGAAAAGCCCAAGCAGUUUCCGUACCACGUGAAGCUUGCUGGAACCCCCUCGUCGCUGGGUCUGCGGGAUCUCCACGUGACUGGAGCAUGGCUCAACGGGCGAGCGCUUGUGCGUCCACAAUGCCAGAGCCUCAGUACCCUUUCUGGCUCGGAGGUCUUGCCGCAUCAGCUGCAGCAAGCUUUACGCAUCCGCUGGACCUUACCAAAGUGCGAAUGCAAAUCAUGCCGCUCUUACCGUCAGGAAGGAGGCCAACUAUGUUCUCUACGAUCCGGUGGACAGUACGAAAGUUUGGGUGGGCUAGUACAUACACAGGGAUAUCCGCAUGCUUAAUGCGGCAAAUGACCUAUUCCCUCAUUCGCAUCGGUUCCUAUGAGACUAUAAAGCGCCGCAUUACACAAGGCCAAGAUCCCAAAAACCCGACCCGUCUAAUCCUUUCUGCGGCAGUUGCAGGGGCUCUGGGAGGCAUUGCUGGGAAUCCGGCUGAUAUUGUUCUAGUUAGAAUGACGACUGAUUCUUUAAGGAAACCGGAGAAUCAGUAUCGGUACCGGCAUGGCUUCGAUGGUCUGAUGCGCCUCGUCAGGGAGGAAAGAAUUAUCGGGCUCACUCGUGGAUUGGGACCCAACACUAUCAGAGCAAUUCUCAUGAAUAGCUCCCAAUUAGCAUCUUACGACUAUAUCAAAGCACUGAUAAUUCGCAGACAUGGACUGAAAGAUGGCAUUGGUCUCCACAUAAUAUCUAGCACAUUCGCAGGGGCAGUUGCAACUACUGUCUCCUCCCCAGUUGAUGUGAUCAGGUCCCGCAUAAUGAGCAAAUCUGAUCCUCGUCCUUUCUUGGAAGUCUUGCGCAAAAUGCUAAGACAAGAUGGUGUACGCUCUCUAUUUAAAGGGUGGACUCCGGCCUUUGUCCGGCUAGCACCCAACACGGUGCUCAUGUUCGUCUUCCUAGAGCAAUUAAAAAGGAUGUGGACAGUGCGCAUAUAGAACUGAUGCUGGCCUGCGAUAUCGACAACCAAUAGAUUACAGCUGAACAUAUCACAACUUCACAACUGCCAUUCCAUCAUGACCUUAACUUAUCCCUUUAUGCUGUAUCUGGGACAGACAGUCUUGCUUUAAUUGAUACCUAAAUACUUUGUGGUGUUGAGAGCUACAGCUGUCAUGACGCUGUCAGCGGCUUGCAACGUUCGUAUAUAAUGGUCGUAAAAUUUGAUCGAGGAACCGGGAGAACAGCCAUCAUUUCCGCGGACACAAAGUACUU
Cantharellus anzutake is the source of this 1321-nucleotide messenger RNA. RefSeq names its product mitochondrial carrier domain-containing protein. The transcript has 13 exons. Gene Ontology annotation, molecular function: sulfate transmembrane transporter activity; thiosulfate transmembrane transporter activity; oxaloacetate transmembrane transporter activity. Gene Ontology annotation, biological process: oxaloacetate transport; malate transmembrane transport; phosphate ion transmembrane transport. The record is from RefSeq and is a predicted model, not a curated record. NCBI's taxonomy places the organism in Eukaryota, Fungi, Basidiomycota, Agaricomycetes, Cantharellales, Hydnaceae. Bases 154 to 1047 code for a protein of 297 amino acids.